Trypanosoma conorhini is the source of this 436-nucleotide messenger RNA. Its product is annotated as putative NRBD1. Gene Ontology annotation, molecular function: RNA binding. The record is from RefSeq and is a predicted model, not a curated record. The annotation marks the transcript as partial. NCBI's taxonomy places the organism in Eukaryota, Euglenozoa, Kinetoplastea, Trypanosomatida, Trypanosomatidae. The transcript has a single exon.
CUUCUUUGAGAACGCGGCGGCUGUGAAAAAAGGGCCAUCGAUCUCUUUCAACGAGAAGGAGGUGAUGGGCAGCGUUGUGACUGUCGUUCCUGCCAAGACGUCCCCGAAGCCUGACCCGCAUGAGAACUCCUCGGUUGUGUUCGUCUCUCCCAUCUUCCGCGCGUCGACGACGAAGCAGCAGAUUCGUGAGCUCUUCGCGGGCCUGAAGGUGCUGCGCCUGCGCACUUACCGCAACAACUACGCAUACGUCUACCUGGACUCUCCCGUCGCCGCACAGAAGGUGGUGAAGGAGAAGAACGGCGUGGAAUUCCGUGGCAAGCAGCUUCGCGUUGCCCUGUCAACCCGCUCCCUUGCCAAGGAGAGGGCUCGUGCAGAGCGUGCGAAGCUUCUCAUGGACGCCCACAGCUUCAACAAGAAGCAGGCCCACAAGAAGUGA